AUGGUGCAUUUCAACAUCAGUACCUAUGGACCCUUCCUGCUGACUGGCUUCCCUGGCCUGGAGGACUCAUAUCCAGUGAUUUCCAUGUUGUUCUGUUUCCUCUAUGCCAUUGCUCUGUUGGGGAACAGCAUCAUCUUAGGGGUUAUUAGGCUGGAACCAUCACUUCACACACCCAUGUACCUUUUUCUCGCUGCGCUGGCUGCCAGUGACCUGGGAAUCUGUGCCACCACUUUACCCACCCUGUUCAAGCUUUUUUGGUUCAAUAUUCGUGAAGUAGACUUUGAUGGCUGCCUCGCCCAGAUGUUCUUCAUCCAUGUGUUCUCCCUAAUGGAAUCAGGCAUCCUACUCUCCAUGGCUUUUGACCGCUAUGUGGCCAUAUCCAACCCACUCAGGUACACUACUAUUUUGACUAACGAAACUAUUGCCAAGAUGCUUAUGGGACUUUUAAUUCGGGCUGUGGUUGUUAUCUUCCCAGCGACAUCACUCAUUAAACGACUGAGGUUUUGUGAGGCCAAUGUGCUGUCUCACUCCUACUGCCUGCACCCAGAUAUCAUCAAACUCUCCUGUUCUGACCACCGCCUCAAUAGCAUUUAUGGUCUCAUUGUUGUUGUCCUCACCUUUGUCUUGGACUCUGUAUUGAUCCUGUUGUCUUAUGGGAAGAUAUUGACCACUGUACUAGACAUUGCCUCCCAGGUAGAACAAUUCAAGGCGCUCAAUACUUGCGUGUCCCACAUCUGUGCUGUGCUGCUGGUCUACGUCCCUAUGUUGGGGGUGUCUAUUAUCCAUCGGUUCGGAAAACAUGUUCCAGCUGUGGUGCACAUUACAAUGGGCUAUGUGUACCUGCUGGUCCCUCCAGUUCUCAACCCUGUGGUCUACUGCGUUAAAACCAGGGAGAUAAGAACCAGGAUAUUGGGUAAGCUUCUGAAAUAA
Messenger RNA from Jaculus jaculus (lesser Egyptian jerboa), 930 nucleotides. RefSeq names its product olfactory receptor 51I2-like. Gene Ontology annotation, biological process: G protein-coupled receptor signaling pathway. Gene Ontology annotation, molecular function: olfactory receptor activity; G protein-coupled receptor activity. Gene Ontology annotation, cellular component: membrane. Lineage: Eukaryota; Metazoa; Chordata; Mammalia; Rodentia; Dipodidae. The record is from RefSeq and is a predicted model, not a curated record. The transcript has a single exon. Bases 1 to 930 code for a protein of 309 amino acids.